Molecule: messenger RNA, 261 nt
Organism: Cylicostephanus goldi
Lineage: Eukaryota; Metazoa; Nematoda; Chromadorea; Rhabditida; Strongylidae
Source: the annotation of a GenBank genome assembly
AUGAGUACUAACCCGACUGACGACCACAAGUUUGUUUCGCCUGUGGCCAGGCCUACUUCGCCACCGAAAACGAAUGAAUCAUUGGAAAAGCAAGCUGCAGACGCUAAAGCUGUCGCUGCUGCAAAGAAGGAAACGCCAAUCGCUGUGCGUACCCGUCGUCACUUUCAACAGGAACUGCAUAUGAGCUCGCCAUCUGAUGCACAGUUGUCUCCAUGUACAACCAAAUUAUUUGGGAAGGGAGGAAAGAAGGUACUACUCUGA